This is a messenger RNA of Diprion similis, 1464 nucleotides long. Its product is annotated as methionine aminopeptidase 1D, mitochondrial. Lineage: Eukaryota; Metazoa; Arthropoda; Insecta; Hymenoptera; Diprionidae. The transcript is spliced from 7 exons. The record is from RefSeq and is a predicted model, not a curated record. Gene Ontology annotation, molecular function: metalloaminopeptidase activity. Gene Ontology annotation, biological process: proteolysis. Bases 1 to 1131 code for a protein of 376 amino acids.
AUGGUUGCGCAGAAACACAUUUUCAUGCAUCUCUGCGUCUUCUUACAUGCGCCGAUAACCUUUGUUCGAGAGAGAUUUUUGCGUUUCGAAUCUUUCGACGAAGAGGAAUAUUUUCAAAGUUUUAACUUACUUCAUUCACCCGUGAGACGCGUUGCAAUGUUGAGAACUUUGAAUAAAACAAUAAUCACCGCUCAACCGGCGCGUAAAUUUUUCAAAAAUUUUUUCAAACGAGAGUCGAAGAUUAUAUCACAGAAGAAAGGCGUGAAAACAUCUUUUGGAAAGUACGACGUUGUCGAGCCAUGGCCAACUGUCUCUGAAAGAAAGAAUGUACCCUCUUACAUCCCGAAACCGUCUUACGCAGAAUCGUCAGUUCCUUGUAACGGACCGAAGGAAGCAGAAAUCAAAGAUAAAAAUCAAAUAGAAUGCAUGAGGCACAGCUGUAUUUUAGCUAAGCAAAUAUUAGGCGAAGUUCGACAUUUCUUAAAGGUUGGUUUUACAACCGAUCAGUUGGACACUAAGCUUCAUCAAUUGAUUAUUGACAAUGGAGCUUAUCCCAGUCCUUUGAAUUAUCGAGGUUUCCCAAAGUCAAUUUGUACAAGCAUAAAUAACGUUGCUUGUCACGGAAUCCCGGACAGUAGACCUUUGCACAAUGGCGAUAUACUUAACGUCGAUAUAACGGUAUUUCUCAACGGGUACCAUGGCGAUUGUUCUGCAAUGUUCAAGGUAGGCGAAGUUGAUGAAGCAGCUUGCCAAUUGAUCGAUGCAACAGAAACAUGCCUGGCUAAAGCUAUUUCUAUAUGUAAACCGAAUGAGAAUUUCUCUUCCAUUGGUCAGAUUAUUGAAGAAACAGCAGAAAAACAUGGCUUCGGAAUUGUUCCCGCUUUUGCAGGCCAUGGAAUCGGCAACUACUUCCAUGGACCUCCAGACAUUUGCCACUUCAAAAACCAUGAACCUGGAAAGAUGCAGACUGGAAUGACAUUUACAAUUGAACCUGUACUAACACAAGGUGGACCUGACGUAGAAAUUCUGGAGGAUGGUUGGACGGCAGUAACCACAGACAAUGCGCGUACUGCUCAAGCAGAACACACCAUUCUUAUUACUGAUAGAGGGUGUGAAAUUCUGACUCAAUAGAUAUAUGAGAGUUUGUAAAUAAUAUUAAAAUUAAAUACAUCAUGUGCGUGUGUAAAUAGAUGUGAACCAUAUAAAUAAACAAAUUUUGAAUUUUAUUUUAUUACUGAUACAAAAGAAUCAAUUUUCACGGAGCUGCGCUAAUAGUUCAAUUCUGUGAUAGAACGUUUGAAAACACAUUCGACACUAUUACCACAUUCACCGCAGUGUUAUGCAAUUAUUUGUUAUUCUCUCAUAUUCUGCACCAUGUUUAACCAAUCAUGUGAGCAAGCUCCCAGUUGCUCUCCAGUGUUAGCGGUCCCCUAAUCUCUAUUCCUUCUGUACUUAUGAUUCCAA